CUUCCGGCGGCCACGCCCCCAGCACUGGGGCGUCUCCAUUUUGGCCGCGCAGGUUAGGGACGUGACUCGGACCAGAGGAUCGGCGAAGCGGUGUUUUCAGUACUCUGAGGGCCGAGCCGGCUCAUCGCACUCUCUCCCUUCCUUACUCUGCCUGCAGAGGCCGGGGGCGCGCAUGGCGGGCUUGGAGGUCCUGUUCGCGUCGGCGGCGCCGACCAUCACCUGCGCGCAGGACGCCCUCGUCUGCUUCCUACACUGGGAGGUGGUUACACACGGCUACUACGGCUUGGGCGCCGGCGACCAGCCGGGUCCCAGUGAUAAGAAAUCAGAACUGCUGCCAGCUGAAUGGAACAGCAAUAAAGAUCUGUACGUCCUCCGGUAUGAGUCUAAGGAUGGGUCCAGAAAGCUCCUAGUGAAGGCUGUCACCGUGGAGAACAGCAUGAUCAUCAACGUGCUGGAAUGUGGCUCACAGCAAGUGUCAGACUUGACCCUGAACUUGAAUGAUUAUAUCGAUUCAGAACACCUGGUUGACUUCCACAGGGCCUACAAGAACAGUGAGGAGCUUCGGUCUCGGAUCGUGUCUGGGAUCAUCACACCUAUCCAUGAGCACUGGGACAAAGCCAGUGUAAGUCCCCACCGGGAGUUUCCCCCUGCCACUGCCAGAGAGGUGGACCCACUCCGGAUUCACCCCCACCACCCACACACCAGCCGGCAGCCUCCCUGGAGCGAUCCCCUGGGCCCGUUUGCUGUCGGGGGAGAGGACCUAGACCCCUUUGGGUGUCGGAGAGGUGGCAUGAUUGUGGAUCCCCUGAGAUCUGGCUUUCCAAGAGCACUUAUUGACCCAUCAUCAGGCCUCCCAAACCGUCUUCCUCCAGGCGCUGUGCCCCCAGGAGCACGCUUUGAUCCCUUUGGACCCAUUGGGACCAGCCCAUCUGGACCUAACCCAGACCAUCUCCCCCCGCCGGGCUACGAUGACAUGUACCUGUGAAGGCCUCAAGAAUGUAACAUCCCAGCCUUCCCUCCACUCUCCUGGAGCUGCCACUGCCGGCCCCAUCAGCAACCCUUUUCUUGUGGGUUGGCGGCAAGGGACUCUGCCCAUGUGUUUGCAGGCCUGCUGGGAUUGCCUCCCCACCCCCUACCAGAGCCAAGGCACGUGCUGCAGCUCUUCACCUGGCUGCAUCUAGGUCCCAAAGAGAAAGCAGUGUGUCUCACCACCAGCUCCUCCCCACUUCCCAGGGGAGACUCCGGCAACAUAUACCCUCGACCCAAUGCAGUCCCAGUUGCAGCGCUAUAAGAACAGAACGCAUUUUGGAUGUUAUUAUUAAGAACCAAAUGUCAAUACAAAAAUCAUGUUGCCGGUUUCCCACUCUUCUUUACUGCAUGGCUCUUUCCAUUUAUGAGACUUGAGAGUUUGAAUCUUUGAGGGUCUGAGUGACUCUUUCUACCCAGGACCUGUUCUUGCUUCUCACGCACCUUCCUUCAUAAAUUGCUUUGCUCCUGACACCAGUGAGAUGGGUCCCAGUCUGGCUGCAUGGAUGAAAAGGAGUGACUGGAAAUCCCAUAGGCCACAAGGAUGACUUUUACAAGGACAGACACAUUGCAGAAAGACUGCAUCAUUCUGAAAAGGGCAAAAUCCUCCAGUUCCGCUUGUCUGAGCCAGUCCUCCGGGUCCAUCUGUGCCUGAGCAGUGACAGCCUAUGAACAGAGGAAUAAAGAGAACAGACCUGAA
Messenger RNA from Phacochoerus africanus (Common warthog), 1726 nucleotides. It is a transcript of the gene PSMF1, whose product is annotated as proteasome inhibitor subunit 1. The coding region runs from base 173 to 985 and encodes 270 amino acids. The transcript is spliced from 7 exons. Gene Ontology annotation, molecular function: endopeptidase inhibitor activity; proteasome binding. The record is from RefSeq and is a predicted model, not a curated record. NCBI's taxonomy places the organism in Eukaryota, Metazoa, Chordata, Mammalia, Artiodactyla, Suidae. Gene Ontology annotation, biological process: proteasome-mediated ubiquitin-dependent protein catabolic process.